Sesamum indicum (sesame) is the source of this 2152-nucleotide messenger RNA. The record is from RefSeq and is a predicted model, not a curated record. Lineage: Eukaryota; Viridiplantae; Streptophyta; Magnoliopsida; Lamiales; Pedaliaceae.
UUCUCCCGCGAGUUUCAGUUGCCGAAAUCAUAGUUCAACCUCUUGUCUCCUCCUCCUUAGCCUUCUCUCUCUCACUCUCUCUCACAUUCCCUUAAAUCAUUUUUAUCUUUUUCUUUUUCAUCUGCAAUUGUUUUCCCAUUUCUAGUUUUAUCUUUACAUCAAUAUACCAUGCCUACUGUUCAUCCCCUCAUUCGGAUUUCCAAUUUUUAGGUCUUGUUUCCAUUUGUUUUCUGCAUAUUUGUAGACUAAUCCCACCAUGCAAAAUGGGGUUUUGAUCCCUCCGUUAAAAUCCUCAAAUAGGAUAGGCUCAUGCAUACUCCUCAUUCCCUCAGCCAUGGGCUGAUUUUCAGUUUUCUUCGGUUUUUGCUUCGUAUUUGUAACCCCUUGUUUGUUGUAAAUACAGGGAUAUUGUUGAAUGGUAGUUGUCAAUUUGAGCAUUUCUUAGGGCUGUCACUUCAAUGUUGUCGUUCGCUGUUUGCCAUCUGUGUAUAGAUUGGCGAAGACAUAACUAAUAUUAGGAAAGAUUUUGAGGAAUUUGAACUGAAUAUUUGGGUAAUGGGCUAUUUCCUUUGAUAUUCAAUGAAUGCACAAGUGGGAAAUUAUAUCAUAAGCAAUGACUGGAUAAAUGUGAUUUAGAGGAAUUUGAACCCUUUACAUUUGGGGGGUUUUAAAGAAUGAGUUUUGAUUGUAUAUGUAGGAUGGGAAGAGUGAAGUUGAAGAUACAGAGAUUGGAGAGCCUGAGCAGCCGGCAGGUUACCUAUGGCAAACGAAGGGCUGGAAUUUUGAAAAAGGCCCAGGAAAUUUCAGUGUUAUGUGACAUUGAUAUUAUCCUUCUUAUGUUUUCUCCAACGGGGAAACCAUCAAUAUUCCGUGGACAACGGAGCAACCUUGAUGAAAUGAUUGCAAAAUAUGCUCAACUUACGCCAAAAGAACGAGCAAAAAGGAGGUUGGAAAGUCUUGAAACUUUGAAGAGAAACUUUAAGAAGCUUGACCAGGAUGUGGAUAUAGAAGAGUUUCUUGAUACAAGCACUCCGUCCACUGAGGAAAUGCACAGCCGAGUAAAUAUGAUGCAAGCUCAACUUUCUGAAGUACGUAAAAGACUAAGCUGGUGGACUAAUCCAGACAAAAUUGAAGAUAUUGAACACCUUAAUCAGAUGGAAAACUCACUAAGGGAAUCGCUGAACAGGACUCACAUGCAUAAGCAGGAGAAGUUUUUAAAGGACCCACUUAUUUCAUUUGAUUGCACAAGCCAGUUCCAAAACGGCAUGCAUCUUCCCAUAGUAACGACCAGCGAUCAAGAUUGCCAAACCCAAUCAUGGCUUCCAGGUGGUGAGAGUCAACAUAUGAUUCUACCAAAUGAACCUCAUUUCUUGGCUAGUCGAGAUAUAGAUUGUUCUAGAGAUGCAUCUUUCCCGACCUGCUCUGGUUACUUUGGUGAUAUGAAGGAACAAGAUCUUGACAAUCCAAGACAAAUGAAAAACGAGAGACAAGGUGGUAUUAGCGUCGAAGACUAUGCCUGUUCUGCUCCCCUGAGACUGCCUCUGGUUGAGCAAUAUCCAUAUCAUUCAUUCGCAAAUUUAAGCUUUCCUGACCUGUUGGAGCCCGGACGGGAGACAAAUUUUCAACCGAGCACCAUGGAUUAUCAGAUAACUGGAAAUUUUGAACUUCCAAGAUCUGUUUACAACAGCUUGCCACAUAGUUUGGUUCCUACAGUUGGUUCAUGCGUCAUUUCUAUGCUUAACGGGCACUCUUAUCCACAGCCGCCAAAUUAGUCGAAUGACCAUGUAGACGAUUGAUUCUUACACGUCCUGCCUCAAUUGUGCUCCCAAAGUUCAGAAUAUGUGUAUGUAAACAUUACGAAAGAUGUGCUCAAGCUAGAGGCGAAUGGCUCAUUCAACCUCCUCAGCCUACCAAAGGGGUUCAAUAAGAAGUUGUCCGUAGCCACAUGCUUAGUUUGUCUACCAAUUUCCUUUCUUACAGCGGGGCUGACUCGAUGGCCGGAGCCCGGGUGAGAAAAUGGAUAGAAAACUCUGUAAAAAGAAAGAAACUUGUGUAACAAAAAUAUAAUUGUAUUGGCUAAAUGGAAUGUUGCUGUCAAUGAUCUAAAAUCAUAUCGUAUCAGUAAUUGGUACAGACGAAUCACUUUCAAUUA